This is a messenger RNA of Coccidioides immitis RS, 833 nucleotides long. RefSeq lists its product as uncharacterized. Lineage: Eukaryota; Fungi; Ascomycota; Eurotiomycetes; Onygenales; Onygenaceae. The record is from RefSeq and is a predicted model, not a curated record. The transcript is spliced from 4 exons. Gene Ontology annotation, cellular component: Mis6-Sim4 complex. The coding region runs from base 8 to 715 and encodes 235 amino acids.
CGCGACAAUGGCUCACUCAAUGACUGUCGCUGAGCUGAAAACAGCUUUCCUUCGGGAUCAAAUCCGAAUAUUAUCCACUUCUUUAGACCCAACAGAGGAUUGGAAAGAUUAUGGCCCGGAAGUCGAAAGUGACCUCUCGGACAAAGCUGUGGGCGGCGUUUUGCAGAAACUAAACUCGAUACUCGGACAGCAUAACCGCUCCGUCUUGUCGACCCAAGCAGUCCACCAUGUUUCCCAACAGAUUGAGCGGCUGUAUCUGAACGCGAUUGACCCAGAUUUGGGAGGAGGUAGUGCACAAAGGCAUACGGUAGAAAAGGGUGCUGACCUGACAAGUCCUGAGAGUAUCAAGCGGCUUCCCGACGAAUGGAUGGGAAGCAAUGUUUCUGCAGAGGCCCAGGAACGAUAUAUGCAGUUGCACAAACAACUUGUUUUGCUCGAUGCCGAGCGGAAUAAACAGCGACAGCGAUUGGCUCAGUACAAGCAGCUGAAGACUUUGUUGGAACCAUUCAACGAACCUCGAACAAAUAUCCAACCAAAUCUUGUCAGUAAAGAUAGCCAGCUGGCUUCAGAACUCGGCCGAAUGAGAAUGCUUCUGGCAAAGGUGGCCGACAGGGUCAACCGUGUCGGCCAACAACGAGAUGGGGUGCCAAUAGAAGAGCCCAAUUCGCUGGAAGAUAUGGAUACCAGGCUAGCGAAGAUCCUGGAUAUGACUUGAAAUCAAUUCGAGCACGCUCAGGGUCAUUCAAUUCCCCGCAAAUCACCUAAAAGCCGUUAAGUAUGGAGCCCCUAUGUUACCUAGGACUCGCAUUCCGAGCAAUCCGUCAAUGCUGGUG